Messenger RNA from Insectozyma verbasci, 1179 nucleotides. NCBI's taxonomy places the organism in Eukaryota, Fungi, Ascomycota, Pichiomycetes, Serinales, Debaryomycetaceae. The record is from the annotation of a GenBank genome assembly.
AUGUCAGAUAGUUUUAGUAAUGAUGAAAACUAUGAUAAUUUAACUGACGAAUUAACACAGGGUUUACAACAUAAUUCAGCUUACAAUGAUUUAAAUAAUAAAAAUGUACGACAGGUUAGAUUAAUUUUAGAUCAUACUGCUUUUGUAAGAGGUAUUGGCAAUGUUAAAAGAUGGUUUAAUAAAGAAUAUAUAAAAUCAAAUGUUUCAAGAGAUAAUGAAUUGAUUAACUUAAAUAUCUAUAUUCCAUCAUAUACUUUACACGAAUUUGAUUUUGCUAAAAAAGGUACUUCAAUUAGUGCAACAAAUGCAAGAGAAGCUAUUAAAUUUAUUGAUACAUAUUUGGAAAAUGUAGGAAAUUUAAUUGAUGAUAAUAAAGAUGAUGAAUUAGAAAACUAUGUAAAUUAUAAUGUCGAAAUUGAAUCUCCAAAUGAUAAUAUACCGAAUUGGAAUCAGUGCCUGAAAUUCAAAGUUCAUUCACCAAGAGUUAAAGAAUUUCCAAAUUUCAAAACUACUUUUGAUUCCCAUUUGAUUGGUCAAAAUACACAAAAUGAUUCAGAAAAUAUGAAUAGUUUUAUUAAAAAUUUUGAAACAUCUGUAUCAUUAAAUAAAACCGAAAGUUCAAUGCAUUAUCAGAAUGUUUUGGCUAAUCAAGAAAGAUAUGCAGAAAUGCCAGUAAGAUUGAAGUAUCUAAUUAAAACAUGUAUUUUUAAAAGAUUUUUGGAGAAAACAAUUCCAAAAAUUGAAAAUGACGCUGAACAAUGGAAAUUAGUUACUGAGAAUUCAGUUACUAAAAUAUGGGCUAAAUCUUUUGGUAUUGAUUGUUUAAAUGUUAAUGAAGCAGAAUUAUUAAUUUUCCAAAAUUAUGAUGUUAAUUCUUUUAGAAAUUAUAAUCCAUUUAAUAUUGACGAUGAAUUUAAUCCAAAAGAUAAUAUUCUUCAAAAUAAAAUUGAUACAACUUUAUACUCAUAUAGAGAUGGCCAUCAAGAGCCAGUAACAGUAGGUGAUUACAAAAAGAAAAGACGUAAUAGGAGAAAUAGAAUUAAGACUAGUCUUGAAGAUACAGUUGAAGGUAUAGUCCAGGAUGAUGGAGGUCAAAAUGGUUUAAAUCCAAUUAAAAAAGAAAAAUUUAAUGCCAUUAACUAUGCACCAAGAGGUAAAGGAGAAUUAUGGCGUCCAUAA